This is a messenger RNA of Aspergillus melleus, 984 nucleotides long. RefSeq lists its product as uncharacterized. The transcript is spliced from 4 exons. Bases 1 to 984 code for a protein of 327 amino acids. The record is from RefSeq and is a predicted model, not a curated record. NCBI's taxonomy places the organism in Eukaryota, Fungi, Ascomycota, Eurotiomycetes, Eurotiales, Aspergillaceae.
AUGGUCGCGCAAACCGUUGGGGUUAUCGGCGCCACCGGCAACGCAGGCCGUGCAGUGGUCAAUGGGCUAUUAUCCUCACCCACAGAUUUCAAUAUCACUUCAUUCACCCGAGAGUCUUCCAUCGAUAGCCGGGAAAAUCAAACCCUCAAAGCGAGGGGUGUUCGUGUCGUCGGCUACAAUCUAGAUGGGCCACGUCAAAAACUUGUUAGCCAGCUGAAGGAUAUCGAUACCCUCAUCUCAUGCAUAGCCUGGGAGCAUCUUGACUUGCAACUUCCAUGGAUCGAAGCAGCGAAGGAGGCCGGAGUGAACCGAUUUGUUCCCUCAGAAUGGGUCAUAUUAACAGACAGCGGUUUGCAAAAAAUUGAGAUCCUCGGUGCAAUUCAACGAGCACGUCUCCCAUAUACUAUCAUCGACGUCGGCUGCUGGUACUCCGUCUUUGUUCCUAAGGUCCCCUCCGGCAGGUCAGAUAUAGCUCACUCGCGCUAUAUCGAUCACCGCAUUGUAGAGGAUGGAAAUCAGGAGUUUGCCUUAACCGACUUGGCCGAUAUUGGCAAGUACGUUGCGCACAUUGUGACGGAUCCUAGGACCAUCAACAAGCACGUGUUCGCAUACACAGAAAUGCACAGUAUGAAUGGAAUCUGGGAUACUAUGGCCGGAGUCACGGGCGAAGAACCGGAGAAGAACUACGUAACUUUGGCAGAGAUCAACGAGGUCAUCAAGACUUGUCGAAAGAGGCUCGAGAAUAGUCCCCACAAAAUGAUGCAUCCGGAUAAUAUUAUGGAUUGUGCCAAUUACAACAUGGGGGAAUAUCGCAUAUCUUGGUGUGUACGAGGAGAUAACACGCCUGAAUACGCAGAAUAUCUCGGGUAUCUGGAUUUCUGGAAGCUGUAUCCAGAAUUUCCGAAAGGCGCAAGUCUCGAGUCGUUCUUCCGGGGCAUUGUUAGCGGAGAGGUCGGCUCAACCAUGCACGAUCCUGCCCAAUAG